Molecule: messenger RNA, 834 nt
Organism: Thlaspi arvense
Lineage: Eukaryota; Viridiplantae; Streptophyta; Magnoliopsida; Brassicales; Brassicaceae
Source: the annotation of a GenBank genome assembly
AUGUGGCGAAGGGGAAAAACACUGGGACAGGGAGCCUUCGGCAAGGUUUCCAUGGCGGAAGUCAUCACAGAAGAAGGCUCCGGUUUUCCAACCGACAUGGCGGUUAAAUCCGCUGCCGUGUCGGAAUGCCGCUCGCUCCGUCAUGAACUUCGUGCCUUCCGCGAUAUACAGCCCUGCCCCCACGUUAUCCGUUGCUUCGGCUACAACAUCACCAUGGAGCAGGGCGUCCUACUUUACAACAUCUUCCUGGAGCUUGCCACUGGCGGUAGCCUUUCCGACCUUCUUCACCGCUACGGCGGGGACCUGCCAGUGAAUGAGGUCCGUAAGUAUACUAAGUCUGUUCUCAUGGGUCUGCGUCACAUUCACAGGCAGGGCUUGAAUAAGAGGAAAAGAGUUGAAGAAUACACUGCCAAAAUUGCUGACUUCGGGCUUGCAAUGAAAGUGGGAAAAGGAAGACAAACAGGGGAUCUCUCUGCCAUAUAUAGCACCAGAGUCGAUAAAGUACCAGAAAUUCCAUGUGACUUGUCAAUGGAAGCUCGAGAUUUUCUCGGGAAUUGCUUGAUCAGAGACCCCAAGUCAAGAUGGACCGCUGAUAUGCUCUUGGAUCAUCCAUUUAUCACUGGGAGUAUCAGAUUGAGGGAGGAGGAAGAAAGAGAGCUUUUCUUCCCGAAGCAACCAGAGCAGCACGGGUUUAAAAAGAAGCAAAAUAGUGGUGAAGAAGAUGCACAGAAGGAAAAGCCCAAUGCAGACAUUGCACUUGAUAUGCUAAGGCGGUAUUGGUGCGUGGAGAGGCCGGCUUCUGGUGCUGUUGAGAAUUGCAAUCUGAAGAUUUAG